AUGAUGUGGCUGAUAGGUCUUCCUACAUGGGUCCACCUCCUGAUUAUAACCUGCAAUGCUCUACAAAUUCGGAAAAGUUGCUUCAUACCUAGUUACCAAAAUGUGUGGCCCAUCGAAAGCAACUGCGAGGGAAAAGUGCACACACAAAACUGCAGUAGCAGUCGCCGCUGUAGCAGGAGGAAAGGAGGGGAACAGAACAAAUGGAUCGCAUUUAGCAAAGAUGACGAGAUAGAGGAAAUCAGGAUACCAGAACAACCGACUGAUGAUUAUAAAAUGGGAAGAAGGAAACAAUUCAUAAAAAAGUAUCAAGUGAAAAGGGAAGAAGUAGAGGAAUACAUAGAACAAAUGAAAAGAAAUUCAAGUAGUGGAUAUGAACCUCAAUUUCCAAAGGAUGCUUUUAGGACCCCAGAUGGAUUAACAAAUGUCAUUUUGGAUUAUAAAUACAAAAAUGAUAAUUUAAAGAUUCAUAAUUAUUACUCUUUUUUUGUGUAUUUCUUAAAAAAGCUAGCUGAGCAAUCGGAAAAAAAAAAGAAAAAAAAAAAAAAAGAAAUAAAUGAGCCAAAUGACGAAGAAGAUCAAAUGGAUAGAGAACCACUAAUUAGCAUACAAGAUUUUCUCUUCCUAAAAAAGAAGGGAUUCUUUGAAGGAGAAUUGUACACAUGGAAAAAUUGGAUUAUUCUUAAUCGUGGAGAGUGGGAAGAUUACAUCGGCUACGGAGAAGUAGACAAAGAAAAAGAAUACCAAAUUGAGACGCUACGAAAAAUGGUAGAGCCCAAGAUGAAAAGAAUGCCUAUAGAAUACUGGGGUAGCUUUAGGGCAAUCGACUUCAAUGUGAAUCAUUAUCCCAUUUACAAAAAGUUGUAUGAUUUUUUUGACAAGAUCAGUGUGAGUGGCAACGAGCCGAACGAGAAGUUUUACCCCUUCCUCUUCUAUCCCCGGUUUAGUGUGCGCAGGGAUAGAUCGGGGCUGGGCUAUGGGGACGCGCAGUUUUUCGGUAAUUACGGAGACAUCUACAAGAAGCGCGAAGAACGCCUGCGCAGGUUGCGUGCUGAUGGUAAUGUUGGCGAAGGGGUUGUGGACACUGCAGGAAUCGAUACGCACACAUCGGGCGAGAGUGAAAGCGUAGUGCAUUCCAGCCUGCACAGGGAGAGCUUCAUAGACAAAUACGAUUUCGGGCCAAAUGACAUCAAAGUAGAGGAAGCGACAGACAUAAUAAAGUAUCCACAGAACGGGAGGCUCUACCAGAAGUUUUACAUUGGGCCCCUAAACAUAACCGAUGGGCAUACCUUUGGCACUCUCUUGAAAUACGUAUGUCAGACUCAGGUGUAUGGGUAUGCCAUAGUCGCCAUUAAAGUCCAUAACAUGAAUGAAGAUACUCGAAUAGACAAUGUACAGGAGGAUCUCCUAGAAAUUGCACUUAAUUUAUCUGAUGUAUGUAUAUACAGCAAAGAAAUAAAUAUAGAGACAAACGUACGACUCAUUUUUAAAGGACCUUUGAUGGUAGUAGCAGGGAUGAUACCCCUACCAUCUCACCUACAAGUAGUUAAUAAGGAGCAGUACAUCUGUACACUGAAAGAAGAUGGUUAUCUAGACAUUUCGAUAAAAAUCGAAUAUGGAAAAGGUCACUGGCUAACAUACGAAAAGGGAUUAUAUAAAAGAGAAGUGGGUUCCGAUAACGAAUGUAUGAAAAAAAGACAAGUGAAGGAAGUUGUUGAAAAGAAUUAUAUGCCUAUAAGUGCUAGCUUUGGUAGCUGUCGUAUGGUACGUAUGGCUGUACAUAAAAUAGCCACUAAGUAUUGGUGUGAAGAUAGGUGUGAAUUUACCGACCCCAAACAAAUGCUUGUAAUGGAAAUAUGGAGCGACUGUAGGAUGCUUCCCAAGAAUGUCCUGCUGUAUGGAAUUAAAAAUAUAAAAAAAAUUUUGAGAAAAUUCAGAGAGAUGAUAAUUUCCGACACAGAUUUCCCAUCCGAUGUGGAAGACGAGGAGAUAAAGAAGCUGUGGCCUGCCAUUGAUCGGUACAAAUUUUUACAGACCAAGCAGAAGAUGGAGGGAGGCCCACCAAUCUAUGACGUGGACACGCAGAGUGAUAGCGGAGGAAAUAAGGGCGCAGGUGACGGGAAUGGUGAGCGAGAUGCACACAGUCAAUUGGGUAGCCAGAACUUGUUAGACUCAUUUUCGCAAAAGCUUGUGGACCCGGACAACUUUCCCAAGCACUCAAAUAUCCUCCUGCCGCUGGAGGAUACACCACCCCCCUUCCUGGAUACCCUGGAGUGGCUAAAAAUGGAGGUAAAGAAAGACAAAAUUCGAAAGAAGAGGAAAAGUUCAGAGAAAAAAACUUCCAAAGCGGCUAACAAGCGCACCUUCGAUUAUGACGACUACCUGGACGACAGUUUGGGCGAUAUACUGGAUGAGGGCUGA
Messenger RNA from Plasmodium knowlesi strain H, 2418 nucleotides. RefSeq names its product DNA-directed RNA polymerase, alpha subunit, putative. The record is from RefSeq and is a predicted model, not a curated record. Gene Ontology annotation, biological process: DNA-templated transcription. Gene Ontology annotation, molecular function: protein dimerization activity; DNA-directed RNA polymerase activity. The transcript has a single exon. The coding region runs from base 1 to 2418 and encodes 805 amino acids. Lineage: Eukaryota; Apicomplexa; Aconoidasida; Haemosporida; Plasmodiidae.